AUGGAGAAGAACCUCCCAGAGAAGGAUGAUCAGCCCAAACACGACGCACCGUCACCCGACUCCUCCGCUGCAAUUUCAAAGCCUAAUGACGAUCACAAGUCCACUAGUGCAAAGCCUGAGGAUGAUCAUAAGUCCACUGACACAAAGCCUGAUCAUGAUGAUCCCAAGUCCACCGACACAAAGCCUGAUCAUGAUGAUCCCAACUCUACUCCAAAGGCUGAUCAUCAUAAUAUUGAUGAUCAUGAUCAUAAGUCCACUGCAAAGCCUGAUGAUCAUAAUGCCAAUGUGAAUCCAUCCGAGACCGCGGUUCAUCUUCAUACCGACGGUGAUGACCCGGAUUAUGAAAUCAAAAAGCACCAAGAUCCGAAUGAGAAUGAGAAUGAGAUUAAGACUGAGAAUGACGGUCAAAGCGAUCCGGUAGUAGUUGAAGAUCCAGUUCCUGAACCCGAACCCGAACCAGAAGAAGAUCCCAGCCUCGAGAAGGUGUCUGAAGACCUGGACCGCUGCAUCUCGUCUCUGCCCAGCGAGAAAAAUGAAAACGACGACGGCCUCAGCUUUCCGGAAGAGCUCCCUAAGCUGGUGGAAAAGUUCAUGAAUCUGGUUGAAGAUGAGGUCAUAGCGAAACGCGACUCGGGGGAGAGCAAGAUCAAGUGGUGCCAGGUGCCAGAGGAGGACGCGUCGUUCUUGGAAGCUCUGGAUCGGAUAAGGAGGCUGAGCAAGUAUCUGUCUUUCCUUGGAUUGAAAUUCGAAGAGAGUCACGGCGCAUUAAUCAACCGCCUCGGAAGCAUUCAGCACAGAGCCUUGUUGUAUCUCGAAGAAGAAUUCAGAAUGCUUCUCGAAGAAUCUAGACACUGCACGGAGCCUAAUACUCCCUCGGCUGGUGAUAAAGACCACAACAGCCACGGCAAUAAAGGCGGGAAUAAUAAUAAGCAGCAGCAGGAUCAAGAACAGGACCGCUGCAUGUUGCCGGACUAUUCUGAGUCACGCGGCGGCGGAGAUCAAUUACAAGCUGAUAUUUGUCUUGGAUACGCUCAGGAGGUGGUGAACAAUCUGAACAAGAUAGCCAAGGAGAUGAUAUCAGGUGGAUACGAAACCGAGUGUUGCGAGGUUUAUACAAUCUCGAGGAGGCUUGCUUUCGAUGAGACUCUGCACAAGCUGGGCUUAGAGAAGCACAGCCUCGACGACAUUCAGAAAAUGAACUGGGAAGCGCUGGAGAGAGAGGUCGUGUCGUGGAUCAAGGCCUUCAAGGAAUGUGCCGCCGUCUACUUCUCCGGCGAGCGCAAGCUAGCCGAGGUCGUCUUCGCUGACUACCCUUCCAUCUCAUCAAGCCUGUUCAGCAAUCUGACGAGAGGAGUGAUCAUACGGCUCCUGAAUUUUGCCGAAGGGAUUGUGAUAUCGAAGCGGUCGGCGGAGAAGCUAUUCAAGACGCUGGAUAUGUACGAGGCCUUGCGCGAGGUGGUUCCAAAAAUGGACAAUUUGUUUCCCGUGGAGUGCGUGAACGAGCUGAAAGCGGAGACCACCACGGUUCGGAGCCGGCUUGGGGAGGCGGUGAUUUUCAUUUUCUGUGAUCUGGAGAAUUCCAUUAAGGCUGAGACUGGGCGGAACCCGGUCCCGGGUGGUGCGGUCCAUCCGUUGACCCGUUACAUGAUGAAUUACCUGAGGAACACGUGCGAGUACAAGGAGACGCUGGAAUUGGUAUUCAGAGAGCACUCGAAGAUCGAACGUGCCGACUCAACGAGCAGGCCCGAUCAUGACUACGAGGCAGGGGAGGGAAUGUCGUCGGGGAACGCGAACGAGCAGAGCGACCACCAAUCUCCGUUCUAUUUGCAGCUGAUGCGAGUGAUGGACUUGCUGGACUCGAAUCUGGAGGCGAAGGCGAAGCUGUACAAGGACUCGGCGUUGAGCUCCAUCUUCAUGAUGAACAACGGCCGCUACAUCUUGCAGAAAAUCAAAGGGUCGACGGAGAUAAACUCGUGUAUGGGGGACACGUGGUGCAGGAAGAGGUCGUCGGAUCUGAGGCAGUACCACAAGAACUAUCAGAGAGAGACGUGGAGCCGGCUGUUGCAGUGCCUGGGCCACGAGGGGCUGACCGUGCACGGGAAGGUGGCGAAGCCGGUGUUGAAGGAGAGGUUCAAGAGCUUCAACGCCUUGUUCGACGAGAUUCACAAGACGCAGAGCACGUGGGUGGUCAGCGACGAGCAGCUUCAGUCGGAGCUCAGGGUUUCGAUAUCGGCGGUGGUGAUUCCGGCGUACCGGUCGUUCUUGGGGAGGUUCUCGCAGGUGCUGGACCCGGGGAGGCAAACAGAGAAGUACAUCAAAUUCCAGGCGGAAGAUAUAGAGACGUACAUUGAUGAGCUAUUUGAUGGAAACCCCAAUUCCUCCAUAUUCAAGAAAAAACCAUGA
This is a messenger RNA of Prunus armeniaca (apricot), 2403 nucleotides long. The record is from the annotation of a GenBank genome assembly. NCBI's taxonomy places the organism in Eukaryota, Viridiplantae, Streptophyta, Magnoliopsida, Rosales, Rosaceae.